Daphnia carinata is the source of this 2022-nucleotide messenger RNA. RefSeq names its product protein SAND-like (gene Mon1). The record is from RefSeq and is a predicted model, not a curated record. The transcript is spliced from 10 exons. Gene Ontology annotation, biological process: protein targeting to vacuole; endosome to lysosome transport via multivesicular body sorting pathway. NCBI's taxonomy places the organism in Eukaryota, Metazoa, Arthropoda, Branchiopoda, Diplostraca, Daphniidae. Bases 89 to 1765 code for a protein of 558 amino acids.
UUUGCACCUGUUUAGUGUCUACAAAUGUACACAAGGGGAUAAGUUGAGAAGCAGAAAAAACAAUAACUAUACACAGUAAACAGUAAACAUGGCUUCUGAGAUAGCAGCCUGUGAGGUUGUUUUUCCAUUGAACACAGUUGACAUUCUUGAGACAGCUACCGAUGCCAGCCAUGCAAUUCUAGACAGUAGCGAUCCAUAUGAAAAUUUAAAUAAUCUUACCGCGGCCCGAACUAACUGUGAUUCCAAUGAUGUGAGCUUAAACAUACAAUCCCACGGUUGUACCGAUGGUUUUCGGAACGGUGAUGUCGGUUUAGAAAUUGCCGUUGAAGCUCAACCUGAUUUGGUUUUUGGAUCAGAUCUAGUCAACAUUACUCAAGACCAACUAUCCUUUGUACGGCCCAGAGUCUACCUAGAAAGAGAAUCCUUCAGCAAUCAAAAUGAGGAUUCCAUGUCACGUACAGCCAAUGCUUCGUCAAUCUUGGAAGAGAGUUGUUCACCAGCUGGAGAUGAAGAAAGUGGAUCAGAUUCCUUGCUGUGGAAAAAUCAAAGGAAACAUUUUUUUGUGCUGAGUGAGGCUGGCAAACCCAUCUACACUAGGCAUGGAAAUGAGGAGCAACUAGUCACCUUGUUUGGGGUGAUGCAGGCACUUGUUUCAUUUGUAGAAGAUGGAGAGGACUCAAUGGAUAUGAUUUUGGCUGGUGAUACAAAAUUUGUCUUUCUUCAUAAAACACCACUGAUACUAGUAGCUGUUUCCAAAAUGAAGGAUAGUGUGUUACAGUUACUGUUGCAAUUGGAGUAUAUAUAUAAUCAGAUCUCUAGUGUCAUAACUAGGGCGCAUCUUGAAAAGAUAUUUGAACAAAGACGAAAUUACGAUCUUCGAAGGCUUUUAGCUGGUUCUGAAAGACUUAUGGAUAAUUUGGUUAACUACAUGGAUAACGAUUUUUCCGUCCUGCUUGGUGCGGUUAAAUGUUUACCAAUGCCUGCUAGCGAUCGUGAUGCUGUAACACAGACUAUCCAUCAACAAUGUCAUAGGAUUAAAAACCUGGUCUUCACUGUGCUGAUUGGUAACAAUCAACUAAUCAGUUUGGUUCGCGUAAACAAAAAACAUCUCCUCCAUCCUAGUGACGUCCAUCUAAUCAUUAAUUUAGUCAACUCCUCUGAAACAUUCAAAACUGCUGAGGGGUGGACUCCAAUCUGUCUUCCGCAUUUUGAUCCGAGGUCAUUUUUGUAUGUCCAUGCAUCUUAUUUGAGUGAAGACUGCCAAGCCUGUAUGCUUUUUUUCACAACCGACCGUGAUUCAUUCUUCAGCCUCUCCGAUGCCAAAAAGAAUAUUGUUGACAGACUUCGACGUCACAAUAGCAUUCUUGAGUCGAUCACUCUUGCGUUGAAUUCUACCUGCCCUAUUAUUAGUCAGCUGGGCUGCGCUAGCGUCCGCCACUUUGUUUACAAAUCAAGAUUGUCGGCCCAGUACACCCAUGCCAAUAAUGGCCCACCGUAUCAACAUGAACAAGGCCAACUCUACUUAAUGGAUCUCUAUCGCCAUAUGCAUGGUCGUAUGCACUCUGCGUCGCGGCCGUUGAAAACAAUGUGCCAUACAACCGAGAAAGAAAUACUUUUUGGCUUGGUUACACCUUCCUACGAACUUUACAUGGUCCUAGAACCAAUGACCACAAAGCCAGCGAUCAUGAACGCGGCCAACGCUGUACUGAAGUGGACCAAGCGUGAAGAAGAAACCCACUUCAUCACUACGUCGGGGAGUUGGUAAAAUUGCAAGAGGCCUUCGAAUACUUUAUGGUACGUUUGGUAAUUAAUGACGGAUUUGCGUUUGUUCGACGGUUGUGUUGAGAUUCAUUCCAUUCAUGAUACAAAUACUACUGCAAAUGAACUAAAUUGUAGAAUUUUAUUAACACUACAAUAUAAUCUGUAAGAACUAUGCAAUCAAGAAAGCGAGUACUUAUGGUAGCUUGUGAGGACUGAAAGAUACAGAUUUAAAAACAAAUUAUAGCGUGUAUAUGGGGACAA